AUGCUCAUGGAGUUCUUGUGCCUCUUUUUCCUCGGAAUCGUGCAGCAGCUCCUGGAGUGCGUGUCCCUGCAGAAGGCCGAGGCCAAGACGUUGCAGCGCAAGAAGCUGACGGUGCUGUAUUGGUGGCCGCUUCUGGUGUGGCUUUGUGACUUCACUCUGUCGCUGGCCCGCGGCACUCUGCUCGGCCUUUGCUUCCUCCUGCUGCUGCUGGGGAAGAUUUUCAACAGCACCAGUGGGCUGUCCAUCCGGGUCAACUGGGUUUGGCGUGCACGGCUCUUCGCGCUGCUGUUCUUGUUGGUGGGCUUAGCCUUCCAGUCCCCGCUCUUGCCCUGCAGCCGCGCCUCCUGCGUAGACGGCUUGCAUCAGAUCUACCUCUCAGCCGAGCAGUGCGAGCGCAUGGAAGGCCUGGACCUGUCCAUCUUGGGCUCCGAAGCCUCGAGCGCCCAGUGCUUGGUGCCCGGAGAAGAGGCUCUGGGCCACGACACCACCUGGACCUUGGCUGUGCAAACCUUGGGCAUCCGACGAGUGCAGGGGGACAGCUUCUGGGACGGUCUUUGGGCGCUCUUCUUCUCUCAGCUAGGUCAGCUGGUGCUGCUGAUUUUGGCGGCCACCGUCCAGCUGCGAAUGUACAGCAGCAAAAUCUUCUGGGAGUACCGGGACGUCUUCCUGGUGGAGCCUGAGGAAGUCAUUUUUGCCCGCGCACAGCGCUUCGCCCAUGAGUUCUACUGCCGCGUCAAACUCGAGGAGCGCGCUUCGAGGCACCGUAUGCAGGCACUGGUGGAAAAGCUGCACCGCACGAAGCAGAAGAUCCGGAACAUCUUGGAGCUGAAAACGGAAGAGAGCGGCGGGAAAAGCGUGCGCCGCCAAUUCAAGUACUUGAUCCAGCGGAGCCAUGAAGAUCAAGAUGUCGCCAUCGAGGAGCUUCAAAUGAACUGCGGUCUGACGAAGGAGCACGCAGACCAGGUGAUGCAGAUGUUCUCCUGCAAUGUGGAGAUUGGCAAGCAGUACGCUAACCUGCUGCAGCAGAUCGCGCUGGGCCGCCUCAAGCCGGACGGCUGGAUCUUGAGGCAGGAGGUGCAGCGGCUUCUCGACACCCUGCAGCUGGUCAAGGAGAUGUCCGGCCAGGCGCCAAAGCGGUCCGUGCCCAGUUCCAGCUCUCUCAGCCCCAAGUCAGCGCGCUCGCGGCUGGAAAGCGAGGGAACUAUGUCCUCCGAGGACACCUUGGAGCACGCAAAGAUUUGGGAGCGCUUUCAGGCAUGGUGGACUCCAUGGAAGGACUACUUUAUGAAGUGCCUCGCAGGUUUCAAGGUGAGCCAGUUCUUGUCCAGCAUCAUGUGUGACCAUGCCUUCCUGGGCUUGGACGAGGAGAAUUACUGUGUAGACGCUGCCCGAGUGAGCACGGACGAGCUAUGCGAGCACCGCGCAGGCAACAACUUGCUGCGGAUCGUUUGGAAGGCAUGGCUGUCUAAUCUGCCCAUGAUCACCGCCCUCUUCUGCACUGUUGCAUUCGUGCUGAACCGCUCAGUUUUGGACACCAUCCGCCUGUUCGUGGUCGUGUUCUUCUGCCUGCGCCAGUAUCCGUUCCCCGACAAGUGGCUAUGGACCUUUCUCAGGUACUACUCCACAGUGGUUCUGAUCCUCCGGACUCUCUACGACUUGCCCAUUGUUUGUGCGGGGCUGCAGCUACGGAGCCCGCGGCCGCAAGGGGAGAAGCGUCUCCCGUUUGAGCCUGAGGACAGCUACUCCUGGUGCCCAGUCUUCACGGAGAUAGGCUACGACAUCUUGCUGGGCCUUGCAAAAAGGUCCACGUCUUCAUCCCUGGAUCCCUCCCAGACAUGGAUUGAUGUGGCCUGGAGCUGA
Effrenium voratum is the source of this 1860-nucleotide messenger RNA. NCBI's taxonomy places the organism in Eukaryota, Dinophyceae, Suessiales, Symbiodiniaceae. The record is from the annotation of a GenBank genome assembly.